This is a messenger RNA of Etheostoma spectabile (orangethroat darter), 4296 nucleotides long. RefSeq names its product frizzled-7. The coding region runs from base 441 to 2144 and encodes 567 amino acids. The transcript has a single exon. Gene Ontology annotation, cellular component: plasma membrane. The record is from RefSeq and is a predicted model, not a curated record. Lineage: Eukaryota; Metazoa; Chordata; Actinopteri; Perciformes; Percidae. Gene Ontology annotation, biological process: canonical Wnt signaling pathway; non-canonical Wnt signaling pathway. Gene Ontology annotation, molecular function: Wnt-protein binding; Wnt receptor activity.
GCAUGCGAACCGACACUCUGUGUGAAGUCAAGUCGAAAAAAAACGAUGGAAAUGUAGCCUUUUUUAACCUUUAAACUUUUUUUGUUUUGUGCUGAAGUGACAACGCGUACAUGUUAGACACGGUGGGAUAACUUGGGUUUGCAUUACUUCAAGAAAACGGGACUUUAAGUGGUAUUUUCACCGGGUCGGCAGUGAGAGUGGGCUGCUUGGAGUCACUUACAAAGACCAAGAAGUCAUGACACGACGAACGUUUCACUUGGAUUUAACUUCAUAAAAUUCGAGGGAAAACGUUUACAGCCUUUCUAACUCGAAGCAUUCGGAUUACAAGCUAACGUGGUGCGACACUUAAUGCAGAUUUCUUCGCUUUUUUAAACAGUUUUCAAGUCGCCCUACUUGGAUCAAAGUUUUUUUUUUCCUUCCCUCCCCCCUCCUUCUUAACUAUGGCGGCGGCCAGGUCCACCACUGGCUCAGUGUUGCUGCGGAUCAUGUGGCUGGUGUGCGGGUUGUCCUUCUCUUCCUCUUCUGCUCAACAUUACAACAGUGAUAGUGGAAUUUCUAUCCCAGAACACGGGUUCUGCCAACCCAUCUCUAUCCCGCUUUGCACCGACAUCGCCUACAACCAGACCAUCAUGCCGAACCUCCUGGGCCACACGAACCAGGAGGACGCCGGACUAGAAGUGCACCAGUUCUAUCCUCUGGUUAAGGUCCAGUGUUCUGCUGACCUAAAGUUCUUCCUCUGCUCCAUGUAUGCACCAGUCUGCACAGUGCUGGAGCAGGCCAUCCCCCCUUGUCGGUCCCUGUGUGAGCGUGCACGGCAGGGAUGUGAAGCCCUCAUGAAUAAGUUCGGGUUCCAGUGGCCGGAGCGGCUGCGCUGCGAGGCUUUUCCCGUCCAUGGAGCCGGUGAGAUCUGCGUCGGUCAGAACACGUCUGAACCCAGUGGCCCGGCCUCGUCUUCCCCCUAUGCACCCGAUGCUGUGACCCUUCCCCCAAACAUAGGCCGACCCAACCAACGCCCGCCCCAGCACAAUCAGUACCACCAGUUCUCAUGCCCUCUACAGCUGGAGGUGCCUACAUACCUGGGCUACCGAUUUAUGGGGGUCAACGACUGCGGGGCCCCAUGUGAGCCCACUAAACCCACCGGCAUCAUGUAUUUCCGGGAGGAUGAGGUCAAAUUCGGCCGGCUGUGGGUUGGAAUCUGGUCCAUUCUGUGCUGUGUGAGCACCUUAUUCACAGUGCUCACCUAUUUAGUGGACAUGAGGCGGUUCAGGUACCCCGAGAGGCCCAUCAUCUUCUUAUCUGGGUGUUACUUUAUGGUGGCGGUAGCCUACGCUGCUGGAUUUUUCCUGGAGGACAAAGUCGUUUGUGUGGAUAAAUUCAAGGAUGACGGCUACAGGACAGUGGCUCAAGGGACUAAAAAGGAGGGCUGCACCAUCCUCUUCAUGGUGUUGUACUUUUUUGGUAUGGCCAGCUCCAUCUGGUGGGUGAUUUUGUCCCUGACUUGGUUCCUCUCUGCCGGGAUGAAAUGGGGCCAUGAGGCGAUUGAAGCUAACUCCCAGUACUUCCACCUGGCCGCUUGGGCUGUCCCGGCCAUUAAAACCAUCACCAUCCUGGCCAUGGGCCAGGUGGAUGGCGACGUCCUGACCGGGGUGUGUUUCGUUGGGAUUUUCAACGUGGACGCCCUCCGCGGUUUCGUCCUGGCUCCGCUUUUCGUCUACCUGUUCAUCGGUACGUCCUUCCUCCUGGCCGGCUUCGUGUCCCUCUUUCGGAUCCGCACCAUCAUGAAGCACGACGGCACCAAGACGGAGAAGCUGGAGAAGUUGAUGGUGCGGAUCGGUGUGUUCAGUGUGCUCUACACGGUACCAGCCACCAUAGUGAUCGCCUGUUACUUCUACGAGCAGGCCUUCAGGGAGCACUGGCAGCGGACCUGGCACAUGCAGACCUGUAAGCGGUUCGCCGUACCCUGCCCGGUUCACAACUUCGCCCCCAUGACUCCAGACUUCACCGUGUUCAUGAUAAAAUACCUGAUGACCAUGAUCGUCGGCAUCACUUCGGGUUUCUGGGUUUGGUCCGGCAAGACUCUUCAAUCAUGGCGGAGUUUCUACAAGCGCCUUAGCAACGGUAACCACGGAGAGACAACGGUGUAAAGUUUCGAGGAAGAAAAGGCACAAAGCCCGGGAGUUUUGGAUACAAUAACCAUGGAAAUGAGGUCAAAUAGCUUUCUUUUGUAAUACUAUUUUGGACAAUUUUUUCACUUGUCUUCAGGUUGUGACAGCAAUUCAGGCUUUUGGACACACAACCAAACUUUAAUCUAUAUUCAAUAGAAGUUGGAUGAUUUUUCUAUAUAUUUCCUUUUUUUGUCGUUAUCAGCUCACACUCCUGGCUUUUGCAUCCUUGGAUUAUAAACUGGUUUGAAUGGCCAUACUGGUCCCUGGACUGUACUGCCAGACUGGAGGGGGUUACUUUUAAUAUGAAACUUCCUACAUAUUAUUGAAUAUAUCCUAUUACAAUUUGAAUGUACUUCCUGUCUACUCCGGUGAGAGUUUUUCAGUGGAAAACACCAUCACAGAAAAGACUGAUGGAUCAAGCAGUGUGGCCAUCUGCCCAUGCUGCAGCAAAAAGGUCAAUGGUUUGAUCCUUGCCACCGCCACACCCUCUGACUGUGAAUUCAUUAAUUAUGGAUCCCUGGAUUAUACAUGUACAUUUUAGGUUACUCUGCUUUCAGCUAAAAACCGAAAUGCUUUCAUAUGUGUUGCAGAGUACAAUCUCGCCUGUUUUUAAUCUGAGAAAAAGUCCAUCAACUAGUGACUCCACGCCAUUGUGUGCCAAGUGGCUGCCCAGAAAUCAAAACUUCUUUUCAUUUUCUUUUUUUUUACUUAAUGUUUUUUAUUUUUCAAACUGUUGAGUAUUUGCUUCUGUAUUGAAUGUUCACUCCGAAGGUGAAUGAAGUUAUGUAUUGGUUGCACAGCUAUUCUAAAGGUUAAAAGUGUUUAAAAUGACUGAUUCACCACAUGAUGGCUAGGAUUAAACAGUAAGAGAGACCACACACACACACACACACACACACACACACACACCACACACACACACACACACACACACACACACACACACACACACAGAACGGCUCUACUCUGCAAUGACACACCAGCUUAUGUUGUCUCUGUGUGUGGUCUUUCAACUGUUGGACUAAAGACUUCUAGGGUUUUAAGACAUCCAAAGCACCAUUUCAAAGAUCCAAAUUUAAUCCAUGGUUGCUAUAGAUUUUUGAUGUUAUUCUUUUCCUUGAUGAAGAUGACUGUACACAUUCAGGCUUGUAUUCUAGCCAGUGUAACUGAAUCUGUCUUAAUCCCUCACUUGAAGUGUUGUAUGGUUUUUACAAGCAGGCUGAACAUUUUAGGGUUUUUAAUACAGCAUUCUUUUAGUGUCUAGGUUACCUUACAGAAGCCUUAAAAACACAGAAACUGCAUUUAUUUUCCCUGAGUCUGGAAGCAGGACUUGUGUUUGUUUUAAAUCUCUGAAACACCAGAAAUGAGGUCAAAGGUCAUCUUGUGGAAUCCUUUUUUAUUUGGUUAGACAGCAGUGGAGACAGUGCAGUGUUCAGCAGACGUGGAUUGUUUAAUCUGGGACAGAAUCACUUGAGACAAGACACUAAUUUAUUAAUAAAAGUUCUUAAAAUUUAAACAAUCACAUUGCCUAGUGUCCCAACCCUAAAGUUUUUUUUCAGUACUGUUAAUUUAUUUACACUCCAUUCAAGUAAGAAAACACUACAUUUAGAAUAACAGUGUUUAGAAAAACAGUGUCCUCAUUAUUGGUAACCAGUGAUUUUGUCCCAUUGCUAAUCCUCUGUUGCAUCUAAUACACAGAAUUGAAUGAGUAACCCACAGUUUAUUUCUCUGACUAAAUAAUGAAACCGGUAAGAGAUCUUGGGGGGGGCAACCUGAGCAGAAAAGCAUGCUAUUUUAAGUGAGUCAGCUGCAAGGCAGCAUAUGUUUGCCAGAAGGUUUUUGUUACUUGUCAAAUAGCACAUUUUCUUUACAUACAUACCAUGUAAAUGAUGAAUGGAAACACCCUGCAACAAUGGGGGUAAACUAAUUACCUUAAAGACUUGUGUUCUAAUGCAUUUUAAUCUCUAAAGCUGUGUCUUGAAUCCACACAUACUAAUAGUAGAGCAUAUACACCAAGUACCAAUCCUCAUAGUAUACUCUUAAAGCAGUUUGUCUACGAGAAGUGCCACAGUUCCCAUGUGAAUGCACCACAUACCUCAAACCUUGGAUACAAUUAGUGUGUAGGAUUGAG